GGGAUCUGGUCUACCAACAGAAGACGCGAGGAAUCGACGUGCUAAGGGACCCACAGACUAAUAAGGGCAUGGCAUUCUCAUUACGAGAACGGCAGAUCAUGGGUAUACAUGGCCUCCUCCCACCAUUCGUAACCGACCAGGAUACACAGGUGUCACGUGUCUUGGCCAACUUCCGCCGCUGGGACAAUGACCUUGACCGCUACAUCUACGUGAUGGGGCUACAGGAUCGGAAUGAAAAGCUGUUUUACCGGACUCUGAUGGAACAUGUGGAGGUCAUGAUGCCAGUGGUUUAUACUCCAACUGUUGGACUUGCUUGCCAGAAAUAUGGACUCAUAUACAGGAAACCAAGGGGUCUUUUCAUCACAAUUCACGACAAAGGUCAUAUAUACGAAAUAUUAUGUAACUGGCCGGAACACGAUGUUAGGGCUAUUGUGGUGACUGACGGACAGCGGAUUUUAGGUCUCGGGGAUCUCGGGGCCUAUGGUAUGGGUAUCCCAGUUGGUAAACUCGCCCUCUACACGGCCCUUGCUGGAAUCAAGCCACAGCACUGCCUUCCAAUCGUGCUUGAUGUUGGAACAAAUAACAAGACACUGCUUGAAGACCCCAUGUAUAUUGGUUUGCGGCAGCCUCGGGUGGAGGGCGACGAGUAUGAUGACUUCAUUGAUGAAUUCAUGGAAGCGACCAUUCGAAGGUAUGGCCAGGACACAUUAGUGCAAUUUGAAGACUUUGGUAACCACAAUGCAUUCAGGUUACUUGAGAGAUACCGGGACAAGUAUUGCACAUUUAACGACGAUAUACAAGGAACAGCUGCUGUUGCAUUAGCAGGAAUCCUGGCCAGUCUGCGGAUUACUGAGAAAAAACUAUCCGAAAACACAUUUGUUUUCUUUGGUGCUGGAGAGGCUUCAAUCGGCAUAGCAAAACUUGUAGUGAUGGCGAUGGAGGACGAAGGGACGUCCGCAGAAGAUGCUAUGAGUAAAAUAUGGCUGGUCGAUUCCAAGGGACUCGUAACGAAGAAUCGGCCGAGCGGCGGACUCAAUUCCGAGAAAGAGAUAUUUGCCAAACCUCACGAAAAUAUCGAUACUCUUGUUGACGUUGUGAAGAAGUUAAAACCAAGUGUUCUGAUAGGCGCGGCAGCAGUGGGUGCUGCAUUCACUGACGAGAUUAUCCAGUUGAUGGCAUCCAAUAACAAACGACCGGUUAUCUUUGCUCUAAGUAAUCCAACCAGUAAAGCAGAAUGUACAGCCGAACAAGCCUACACUCAAUCAGAGGGUCGAGCAGUUUUCGCCAGUGGCUCUCCAUUCCACCCAGUCGAAUAUAAAGGCAAAACCUACCAUACGGGACAAGGCAACAACUCCUACAUUUUCCCGGGUGUAGCGCUUGGAGUCAUCCUUUGCGGAGUGCGACAUAUACCGGAAGACAUUUUUCUAAGAUCAGCACAGGCACUUGCUGACCAAGUGACGAAGAAUGACCUAAGUGAAGGUCGCGUGUACCCGCCCCUGUCCGCCGUGCAAGACGUUUCAGUCAAGAUAGCCGUCAAUAUAGCAGACUUUGUGUAUGAGAUGGGCAUGGCAGCACGUUACCCAGAACCGAAGGACAAAGAGCAAUUUAUACGCUCACAGCUCUAUUCUACAGAUUAUGAACAGUUUGUUCCCAAACUUUAUGAUUGGCCGGGGCAGAAAUCCUGUCUUUGA
This is a messenger RNA of Lineus longissimus, 1691 nucleotides long. RefSeq names its product NADP-dependent malic enzyme-like. Lineage: Eukaryota; Metazoa; Nemertea; Pilidiophora; Heteronemertea; Lineidae. Gene Ontology annotation, biological process: malate metabolic process; pyruvate metabolic process. Bases 69 to 1691 code for a protein of 540 amino acids. Gene Ontology annotation, molecular function: malate dehydrogenase (decarboxylating) (NADP+) activity; NAD binding. The record is from RefSeq and is a predicted model, not a curated record. Gene Ontology annotation, cellular component: mitochondrion. The transcript is spliced from 11 exons.